AUGGCUCACAGUUUCCCGAAGGAGAAGCUGAAAACUGUCGAAAGCCAGCUUUCAGAUGCAAGUCGGGAACAGGACGAGGUCAAAAGACUGCUGGAAGAAUUUGCAGCGUAUACACUUGCAAACGCAAAAGCUGAGGAGCUUGUUCGGGCUGUGCUUGAUGACCUAGAAGCCCGGAGGACUUUAAAGGACCGGCCGGAGGCCGCCACAGCAUCCUCUGAGAGCCAAGACACCACAGAUGAGGGCAAAGCUGUCGAGAAGAAGAACAGGUUGGGCCGGACGGAGCUGCACAAUGCCGUGUGCAGCGGUGACAAAGACUACGUCCAGCAGCUCCUGAAAAAUCGCGCGUUUGUUGAUGCCACGGACAGAAGUGGCCGGACACCACUACACUUGGCCGCCAGUGAGCUCUCGGAACCCGUCAAAAUCAUCGAACUACUGCUGGAGGCCAGAGCCAGGACCCAGGCUGAAGACCUCAGCGGCCCGGAGCCUCAGAGGUCUUCACAUAGAAUAUGUGAAUGUGUAUGAUCUGAGCCCUCGGAUCCAAC
Messenger RNA from Cladocopium goreaui, 542 nucleotides. NCBI's taxonomy places the organism in Eukaryota, Dinophyceae, Suessiales, Symbiodiniaceae. The record is from the annotation of a GenBank genome assembly.